AAGCAUAUAAAGACCCGUAACACAGAAGUUAAUGUUUUGUUUUGUCUAAAAUAGACCAAGUGGGUGGUACCUUCUGGAGUUCGAGUAUGCUCUGCCACGUGACGUGGAGAUGACCAAUCAGGUGCAUCUCCAGGUUUAACUACGUUAAAUGUCAGAUUGCAAUAAACUAGAAGCUGUUGGUCAGGCCCGCGGAAAUGGGCGAGCAUAAUCUUCUUAAUCCAGGGUUUGUGGGACCUUUGGUAAACAUCCACACUGGCGAUACGUUUUACUUCCCGAAUUUUAGAGCCUCAGGAGGACAACUGGCGGGGCUACCGUCUCUCUCGUACCCAAGAAGGGACAAUGUGUGCUCCCUCCCGUGGAAUCCAUCGGAGUCGUGCAAUGGAUAUCCUCAAUCCUAUUUCGGCAGCCCUCUGUCCAUUAAUCCGUCUUUCAACCGAUCUUGUGCUGAAACAGCCCGCCAGGAGGAGAAAUGUUAUUAUGGCGGCAACGGCGGAAACAGAGAGGCUUGCUCGGAGGGCACAGUCAGCUUAAAGCGAGAAGAGAGAACAAGGGAGACAUCAGUAUCAGAUCACGGGGUGCACAAUGGGAUGGGCAACAGUAAUACCUUCACCAAGUAUGACUAUGGCACCGAACAUCUGACCCCAAACCCGUCGUCCUGUCAGUCUCUCGAAUCAGAUUCCAGCUCCUCGGUGCUCAACGAUGGAGGAAAAAGCUCGAUAAACGAUACACAGACCCUGAUAUCUUCGGCAAAUCACACGAGCAAUAUCUCAGCAGGAGGAGGUGCCCCGUGGUAUCCGAUGCACACCCGGACUCGCAAGAAACGAAAACCCUAUUCUAAACUACAACUGGCCGAGCUGGAGGGCGAGUUCAUGCUAAACGAAUUCAUCACUCGACAACGGCGUAGGGAGUUGUCAGAUCGGCUCAACCUCAGUGACCAACAGGUUAAAAUCUGGUUUCAGAAUCGAAGAAUGAAGAAGAAGAGACUUUUGCUGAGGGAACAGGCCUUGACCUUUUUUUAAGCAGUCGUUUCAAAGUAGCACCAUACCAAUCAACCACUGUGGGUAAUAUUAACAACACAACGCAGUAUUCUUUUCAAUAGUCUUUAUUUGAAUGGUUCAACAUUUAUGCAUUUGCACGCAAUAGCAAAAUGCAUAAGGAAGCAGAAAUCAUUUCAGGGACACGCGACCAAAUGUUAGCAAGAAAAAAAAAAUCUGUUGAUAUCCCAAUUUCUAUUGUAAUAUAUGUAUUAAAGUGAAUGCAGUGUUUCUGGUGUUGUGUAGAGAAAAUAAUGUAUAUAAACUUGCGUCAUUUGAAGACGUGCCCUUGACCACUUUCCCUCUCCACAUCGAACUGCAAUAUAAUGCAAGUUAUAUCAAAUAUUUACUUAAAGUUAAGCUGUGAGAUAUUCAAGCAAAGCGAACGUAUAUGUAUGUAUUAACUGACCAUUAAAACAUGCUUUGUAAGAUGAA
This is a messenger RNA of Silurus meridionalis, 1469 nucleotides long. RefSeq names its product homeobox C12a (gene hoxc12a). The transcript has 2 exons. Gene Ontology annotation, molecular function: DNA-binding transcription factor activity, RNA polymerase II-specific; sequence-specific double-stranded DNA binding. The record is from RefSeq and is a predicted model, not a curated record. NCBI's taxonomy places the organism in Eukaryota, Metazoa, Chordata, Actinopteri, Siluriformes, Siluridae. Gene Ontology annotation, biological process: regulation of DNA-templated transcription. The coding region runs from base 195 to 1019 and encodes 274 amino acids.